AUGGAUGAGAUGAAUGUAGCCAUUCUGUCAAAUGGCUCAAGCGUGGUGAUGCCUACAGCAGGGCAAGUCUGUGAAGCCUACUGCAGGGCAAUUCUGACAACAGCUUAUAGUGUGGUCUUAUUUGGAGGCAGCGUUGGCACAAUUAUGAUGUCACACAUGAUGCUCAAGAGGAAAAGCCAAUCAGCGGUUGCCACGAUCAUCAUUAAUAUCAUCGUGCUGCAUUCCCUUCUCCUGAUUAGUCUACCAUUCCGCCUCAGCUACUAUAUCUCAGCAGUCUGGAAGUUUGGAUCUUUUACCUGCCGGAUGGUUAGUGGUAUUAUAUACGCUCACAUGUACUUUACCUUUGUUUUUUAUGUGGCCAUUGUUACACUUCGGUUGCUCAUCUACUUUAAGAAACUCCAAAUGCAACAGUUACAAAAGUUCCAUGCUGUGGCUCUGAGUAUUAUUAUUUGGAUGGCAGGAAGCUUCAUCUUUUUACCAAUAUUUUUUUUACAGUAUGGCACAGAUCCGAGUUAUACAGAGCAACAACGAUGCUUUGAGUUUCAUAGAUCUCUCAACUGCAAGGACAUAAUCAUCACAAACUACUCUAUAAUUGUCAUUAUGAUGACAACAGUUCUGGUCCUCUUUCUGACCCAGCUAAUUGUCAUUCUUCGUUUGAUAAAAGCCUAUUGGCCUGAUAUGUGGGCCCAUCAAGAGUACAGAGCUCAAAUCAAGAGUUUUUUCUUCCUGUUGGUCAUAGUUGUCUGCUUUAUACCCCACCAUGCAUUCAGGAUAUAUUUUAUUCAAAAUUAUCCCGAGCAAGAAAAUUCUAAGUUAAUACUGUACAAUGAAAUCUGUGUUGCUUUAACAGCCUUCUGCUGCCUGGAUAUGUUAUGUUUCAUAUGUGGCGUCAUCCAUUAG
Arvicanthis niloticus (Nile rat) is the source of this 900-nucleotide messenger RNA. Its product is annotated as putative G-protein coupled receptor 141. Gene Ontology annotation, molecular function: oxysterol binding; G protein-coupled receptor activity. Gene Ontology annotation, biological process: G protein-coupled receptor signaling pathway. The record is from RefSeq and is a predicted model, not a curated record. Lineage: Eukaryota; Metazoa; Chordata; Mammalia; Rodentia; Muridae. Gene Ontology annotation, cellular component: membrane.